Molecule: messenger RNA, 2580 nt
Organism: Centropristis striata (black sea bass)
Lineage: Eukaryota; Metazoa; Chordata; Actinopteri; Perciformes; Serranidae
Gene: inpp5kb
Product: inositol polyphosphate-5-phosphatase Kb
Exons: 12
Coding region: 1-1560 (519 amino acids)
Biological process (GO): negative regulation of glycogen biosynthetic process; negative regulation of phosphatidylinositol 3-kinase/protein kinase B signal transduction; phosphatidylinositol dephosphorylation
Cellular component (GO): endoplasmic reticulum; cytoplasm; plasma membrane
Molecular function (GO): inositol bisphosphate phosphatase activity; phosphatidylinositol-4,5-bisphosphate 5-phosphatase activity; phosphatidylinositol-3,4,5-trisphosphate 5-phosphatase activity
Source: RefSeq, a predicted model, not a curated record
AUGGAUCCCUUUACAGACAGUCCUCGUGUGCGCUCAGACAGCAUGAGCAGCUCUGCGUCUCAGGGCUCCAGGUCCAAGGUGCUCCUCCGCCAGCGUCUGACUCAGCUGCUCACCUGCAUAGAGGACAUGAGCUCUGACGACGAGGCCAGUGAAGAAGUGUCCCGCUCACUGGACGAAGCCUUUCAGCUCUGCGGGCAAUUCCUUCCCACAGACUCAUUCAGGCUGCACAUGGUGACCUGGAACGUGGCCACAGCGGAGCCCCCAGAAGAUCUCAAGUCUUUGCUGCAGCUAGAUGUCCAACCCCCCACAGACCUCUAUGUGAUUGGCCUGCAGGAGGUGAAUGCCGCCCCUGUGAGGUUCAUCUCUGACCUGUUGGUGGAAGACUCCUGGAGCCACGUCUUCAUGGACACGCUGGCACCCAGAGGCUUCGUCAAGGUCACAUCCAUAAGGAUGCAGGGGUUGCUGCUGUUGAUUUUUGCCAAACAAAUUCAUCUCCCGUACAUCAGAAACAUCCAGGCUACCUACACUCGUACUGGCAUCUUUGGCUACUGGGGUAAUAAAGGAGGAGUGUCUGUGCGCUUUUCCUUCUAUGGCCACAUGGUGUGCUUCCUAAACUGCCACCUAGCAGCUCACAUGAACUACGCCCUGCAGCGUGUUGAUGAGAUGGAGUACAUCCUGGAGACACAAGAAUAUGACAUCGCUGACACCCCAAACGUCCGGGAUCACAAGGUGGUGUUCUGCUUUGGUGACCUGAACUUCCGCAUUGCCGAUCACGGCUUGCACUUUCUCCGCUCCUCCAUCAACAGCGGGCGCCUUAACUUGCUGUGGGGCAAAGACCAGCUCACCAUGAUGAAGAAGAAGGAACCUUUCCUGCAGGAAUUUGAGGAAGGGCCGUUGAAUUUCAAACCUACCUACAAGUUUGACCGUAACUCUGAAACUUAUGAUACCAGUGGCAAGAAAAGGAAACCUGCCUGGACUGAUCGCAUCCUCUGGCGCAUCAAACCCAAAACACCGCCAUCAGAGGAUGAGGAGGAUGAGAAGGCAUCAACUUCUACUGAUGAUGGGCUUGAUGAAUAUCCGCUCUUGGUCAUUCAGGACCAGUACACCAGUGACAUGAGCUACGGAGUCAGUGACCACAAGCCUGUCAUUGCAACCUUCAGUCUGGAGCUGAGAAAGGUCUUUGACACAGCACUGGUGCAUGUAUCUCCUCUGGGUGUAUGGAGCGCUGACCAGGACGCACUGCUUAACUACACCGUCCAAGAGGACUUCAUGUCCUCCACAUGGGAUUGGAUCGGCCUGUACAAGGUGGGAUUCAAGAGUGCGUUCGAUUAUGAAACCUUUGUUUGGGUUAGAGAGAACGACUUGCCAGAGACAAAUGAAGACAUCCAGAUAUCUGUGGAUAAGGAUGAAAUCCCUCUGCUGGGUGGACAUUAUGUUUUGGGUUACUACAGCACGAACAUGCAAAGCAUUAUUGGCAUCAGUGCUAACUUCCAGAUCCUGGAGUCGAAGCGUGCCGUCAUGGAAGGUCUUGUUCCUGAAAAAAGCAACGGGCUCAACUAAGAACAAAUUCACCACAAUGUCACAACCUUUCCCUCUCCUUUGGAAAUGUACGCAGAAUUGAAUCAAUCUCUUAAAUGCCCCAAAAUAAACUCCAUUAAUGGCCACCACACUGAGCAAUCACAAGGACUGCAAUUUCAAUUUGUUGUUUCCAACAUUGCCUUCAAGGUGUUUACCUUAAGUCAGAUUCACUCUUGCUCAAACAGUUCACCACAUAAAAGGUUUAUCGCUGUUAUGAUGGCUUAUCGACAUGAUUUGUUAAGUUUUCUUUGUGAAAAUAGUGGUCAUACACUGCACAUCAAUACAGUCCUUGGUCAAAGUGUAUUUGAAAAUAUUUGUUGAUGUUUUGGUUUGGUCUGCUUUAGUGCCAGUGCAGAGGGUUGUACAAUAAGAGUAAGAAAGAUCUGCCAAUCAUAGGGAACUGUAUUAUCAAAAAUUCUAAGUCGAUGCUGAUGUUGAUGUUACUUAUUCUCUAUUGUCUUAAUACUGAAGGAUACAUCUGGUAAUUGAGGUGUUUUUUAUUCUUGCCAUGGAUUAUGAAACCCAAGUGUCUUUGGUUGAUAGAACACUGAAUCACAAUAAGAUUAUAUUUUGAAUUAAUUAUUUAUGUUCUUACCUGUAUUUUCCACAUUAGUGCAAAAACAUGAUGUCUUUUCUAUCCAAUGCAAAAUGAUGAUUGUGUUCAAAGAAUAACAAAUUGUCUAAAUGUCUUUGUCAGUGUGCAUGUUAGGGUGAAAUCGAUUGAUUGUUUGAUUGAUUGAGUGAGUGAUUGAGUGAUCAAUAUCACAACAAGAAAACUCACAAUGUUGAGCAUGUAUGAUGCGUACUGGGAUAUUUGUUUCUUUGUGGUAAAAAUGAUAUAUGAAGUACAUGUUGUUAAUUAGGGACGUGGUGGAGAAAAAGUCUUUCAAGCCUUUGUCUUUAAAACUUCCGUUUUUUCUUCAUGAUAAAAAAUUGUUAAACCUUAAAAAUGUUUGUGGUCUAAUUAAAACUUGAUAAUAGCAGCGGACUGUGAGAGUUCAU